AUGACUCAAAAGGUUUUGGUGAGUAGAGAUGUUACAUUUGAUGAAUUCAAAGGUUGGGAAUGGGACUCUGAGAAAGUGGGUACUGAAACUCACCUCACGUGGGAAGGUUAUAAAGAGGAUAUAAAUGAUUUAGAAGAAGAAUCUGAGGAGCAUAUUAUUGUUACAACACCUAUGGCUGCUCAGAUUGUGCCACCAAGAGACAAAGUGGUCGAUGAACUGACUGAUUUAAGCUCGAACAAGUCGGGAAGUGCACAGAGUUCAGAAGAUGAAAUAAUAAAUGAUUCAAAUGCUCAAAGUUUUGAAUUGGGUCCAAGAGUACUCACAAAACCGGGUUGGCAUGAUGCAUAUGAAAUGGCCAACAUCAUGCUUGAUACAAAUAAUCAGUAUGCAUUGCAAGUGGAUAGUGAUGAUCCUAUUGCUUUUGAGGAUGUUGUGAAGGCAGAAAAAUGGAGAAUAACCAUGAAUAAAACCAAGUUAAAUGAGAAUGGUGAAGUGGAUAAAUACAAAGCAAGAUUAGUGGCAAAGGGGUAUGCUCAACAAUAUGGAAUAGAUUAUGAUAAAGUGUUUGCUCCGGUUGCAAGGUGGGAUACUAUAAGGUCCAUGCUAGCUCUUGCAGCACAUCACGGGUGGCCUGUCUAUCAAUUAGACAUGAAAAGUGCAUUCCUCCAUGGUGAUCUCACAGAAGAAGUUUUUGUAACGCAACCACCAGGCUUUGUGAUCUCAGGGGAGGAGGACAAAGUUUACAAUUGGAGAAGGCCUUAUAUGGAUUAA
Vicia villosa (hairy vetch) is the source of this 771-nucleotide messenger RNA. RefSeq lists its product as uncharacterized. Lineage: Eukaryota; Viridiplantae; Streptophyta; Magnoliopsida; Fabales; Fabaceae. The record is from RefSeq and is a predicted model, not a curated record. The transcript has 2 exons. Bases 1 to 771 code for a protein of 256 amino acids.